This is a messenger RNA of Dalotia coriaria, 784 nucleotides long. RefSeq names its product exosome complex component Rrp46 (gene Rrp46). Gene Ontology annotation, biological process: rRNA catabolic process; nuclear mRNA surveillance; poly(A)-dependent snoRNA 3'-end processing. The record is from RefSeq and is a predicted model, not a curated record. Lineage: Eukaryota; Metazoa; Arthropoda; Insecta; Coleoptera; Staphylinidae. The transcript is spliced from 3 exons. Bases 100 to 750 code for a protein of 216 amino acids. Gene Ontology annotation, cellular component: nucleolus; cytoplasmic exosome (RNase complex); nuclear exosome (RNase complex).
GCGUAGCGCCAGCUAUGAAAUUUAAGUGUAACUAUAUAACAGCGUGAUUUCUCUAACCUGAAUAUUCUGCACAGUUUAAAUAAUAAUAUUUAAGAAAUAAUGAGUUUAAAUAUUUCGAGGAUGCAAGGAAGACACUGCAAUUUAAACACCUUGAGUCGACCUGAUGGUUCAGCACUUUAUUCCCAAGGUAAAACAACUAUUGUUGCUGGUGUGUAUGGUCCAACAGAAUGUAAGAACACGAAAAUUCUAAUAGACAAAGCUCAUAUAGAAAUGCACUACAGACCUAAGUCUGGUUUACCCACAGUUGGAGACAGACUCCAUGAAGCAAUUUUAAAAAACAUUUGUGAAACUUCAUUAUUGUCAGUGUUAUAUCCAAGAACAUCUAUUGUAAUUGUUGUGCAAGAAAUGCAAAGUGGUGGAGAGUUGAUUGCAAGUGCUGUAAAUGCUUGUUGUUUAGCACUUUUGGAUUCUGGAAUUGAUAUGAAAUUCUUGGUUGCUGGAAUAUCAUGUUGUAUGGAUAAAGAUGGCAACUUAUAUGUUGAUCCUACAACCACUCAGAUGAGCAAAGCUGCAGCUAGUUUUAUUUUUGUCUUUGACAGUUUUGAAGGCUCAAUUGUAGCUUCACAUACUACAGGGAUAUUUACCAUAGCAAAUUAUACUGAAGCAUUGAAGCUGUGUAAGGAAAGUAGUGCUAGUGUUUUCGAUUAUUACAGACAAAUCAUGAAAAAGAAACUUGCAGUGUAUAAAUAGACAUAAGUUGAUAAAUAAAGUUAUUGUGCAGAAA